ACUGAUACCAUUUUGAGAGCCAAAAGUUUAUUCAACUAUUGUCACCCAUUCCAGGUAGGCAAUAAAAAGUUCUAAUGGAUUCACUUUGUAUUCGUCUUUUUCCUGCUUCACAAAGGUAGACAGCAGCUUGAUAAAGCCAUGACGGCAAUUAUUUUAUAUCCAAUUAGUUUGCAGUUCCUCAUAUAUAGACACACAUCAAUUUCAAACAGAUGGUAUCGGUAUCGGCCAAUACUGCACAGCUAGGUAUCAGGGCCAAAAAAUGGCAAUUGGUGCUGAAUUGAUCCAUCUUUGGUAUCUGAUAGAUCCUAUGUCUGUUAUAAGACUGUUUAUCGUUAGAUUCUGUUCUGCUUCCUCAUAUAUGAAAAAUAGUUAUGGAAAGUUAUGCUAGACGGUACUGCUGUCCUCUUGAUAUAGGCUGUAGAAACGGUCUAAGCAUCUUAGAUAUUCAACAUUGGCUAAUUGAUUGCAGGUUUAUGGUUUAUUUAGUAUGCUGACCAACAGCUUAGACAGAAAUAUGUAUUUCUCAGCUUUUUGUUGGAUUUCCCUGUGUUAGCUGCAGUUCUUGUUGCAGGCGUUCUAAGGGCAGCCUGGUACAUUCCUUCCAAUAUACAGCCUUCCAUAUGAGCUCACCUUCAGCACUCAUCAAACACGCACACAGAGACUCUGAAGCCAUAACUGGAACUGUGUUUUAGACGAAGGGCACGGUGGCGAUAAGCUCUGAAGUGUGUGGCUAAAUGUAGAAGUCAGAGGUGAUAAGAGGUGGCUGAUGAGCCGACAUUCAACCAUCACAGCACACGGUCAAGAACAAGGCAGUUCUCUAACAGCCUGGAGGCGGUUAGAGCGAAACAAAGACACUGGAAGUUUCCUUUAAACAAAAAGGACAUCAGCUUUUUUCUCUCUUGGAUAAGAAGUGGAAAAUCUUAGGAGUCCAAGGAGAGACCAGGAAAGCCAUUCAGUGCAUUACAAUACUGUAAACCACUGUUUGUUAUUGGAUAUAAAGUAGAGCUGAAAAAUCCAGGAAGGAAGGCUGGAAGAGAGGAAGCCCCUGCAGGAUACGGAGACAAAACUACAGGUCAAAGAGGUGACCAGCAUGGAGGCAGAAAAUGAUUCGGCUGCUUUAUCAUCAGAUGGAGGGGUGGAAAAAAUGUUAAAAGUGGAGGAAAAGAGAGAGGAGUUUCUCCAAGAGACGAUGGAGACGUCUGUGACAAUGGUUCUUCAUCAAACUGGAUUAGUGGAGGAGAGAAAUGAAGAAGAAACCAAAGAGGAUGGAAAUGAAGGAACGGAGGAUGGGAAGGAGGAAGAGGAGGAGGAAGAGGAGACUAAAACAAAAGAGGUUUUAGGACAUUGGGAGGCUGAGGCCUCCACAGAUGAAAAGCCUCCACUGCCUGAUCCAGCCUUUAACAGAAGAUGCAGUUUGAUCCUCAGUGAUGUCAGGUAUAAGGAGGACUUUGAGAAGAUGAAGGGUCAGAGUCGGUUUGUGCCUGGAGCUGAGCUCAUCCACUCCAAGAACAUCAGCGCUGUGAUCUCUGAGUCGAAGUACAAGGAGGAGGGGAAGAAGGAGGCGUCAAUGUCUCUGUACUCCAUCCUGCCUGAAACUCCACAGACGCAGCACGCUAAAGAAGCUUCAGAGCUGCAGAGCGAGGUCAGACAUCUCCACAUCUGAUCCACUUCUAUGGCCCCGCUGCAGAAAUACUGAGAAUAAUUCCAUCACUGGAUGUUAUCAUGUAGGACAAGGAGAUACGCUUUAAUUUCCGAAAGAAAUACAAUAGAAAACGGAAAAAUUUUGAUUAUUAAACAGGACAUUU
Messenger RNA from Cyprinodon tularosa, 1805 nucleotides. Its product is annotated as nebulette-like. The transcript is spliced from 5 exons. Gene Ontology annotation, molecular function: actin filament binding. Gene Ontology annotation, cellular component: Z disc. The coding region runs from base 1091 to 1663 and encodes 190 amino acids. NCBI's taxonomy places the organism in Eukaryota, Metazoa, Chordata, Actinopteri, Cyprinodontiformes, Cyprinodontidae. Gene Ontology annotation, biological process: cardiac muscle thin filament assembly. The record is from RefSeq and is a predicted model, not a curated record.